Molecule: messenger RNA, 1247 nt
Organism: Mesoplodon densirostris (Blainville's beaked whale)
Lineage: Eukaryota; Metazoa; Chordata; Mammalia; Artiodactyla; Ziphiidae
Gene: CHST4
Product: carbohydrate sulfotransferase 4
Exons: 2
Coding region: 27-1247 (406 amino acids)
Biological process (GO): N-acetylglucosamine metabolic process; protein sulfation; carbohydrate metabolic process
Cellular component (GO): Golgi membrane
Molecular function (GO): N-acetylglucosamine 6-O-sulfotransferase activity
Source: RefSeq, a predicted model, not a curated record
CCAUUAACAAGGUCUUCUACUUCAGCAUGACGCUGCCCAAAAAAAUGAAGCUACUCCUGCUCCUGGCUUCCCAGACGGCUGUCUUUGUUCUCUUCAUCCUUCUGUACUCCCACAGCUUCAACUCCCUGCAGGUGAAGGAAGAACCCAAGCCCGCGUACAUGCAUGUGCUCAUCCUGUCUUCGUGGCGCUCUGGCUCUACUUUCGUAGGGCAGCUUUUUGGACAGCACCCAGAUGUCUUCUACCUGAUGGAGCCCGCCUGGCACGUCUGGAUGACCUUCACACAAAGUACUGCCCAGAGGUUGCAUAUGGCAGUGCGGGAUCUCAUACGGGCCGUCUUUCUGUGUGACAUGAGCGUCUUUGAUGCCUACAUGAAACCUGGUCCCCGAAAACAGUCCAGCCUCUUCCAGUGGGAAGGCAGCCGGGCCCUGUGUUCUCCACCUGCCUGCAGCAUCUUCCCGCGAGAUAAGAUCAUACCCCAGGAUCACUGUAGGCUUCUGUGCAAUCAAGAGCCCUUUGAGGUGGUGGAGAAGGCCUGCCGCACUUACAGCCACGUGGUGCUCAAGGAGGUACGUUUCUUCAAACUGCAGGUGCUCUACCCGCUGCUGAGAGACCCUUCCCUCAAUCUGCACAUUGUGCAUCUGGUCCGGGACCCCCGGGCGGUGUUCCGUUCCCGAGAACACACCACAAAUGAACUCAUGAUUGACAGCCACAUUGUGAUGGGGCAGCAUCUGCAGAAACUCAAAAAGGAGGAUCAACCCUACUACGCAAUGCAAGUCAUCUGCCAAAGCCAGCUGGAGAUCUUCAAGGCUGUGCAGUCCUUGCCCAAAGCCCUGAGGCAGCGCUACUUGCUCGUGCGCUAUGAGGACUUGGUCCGGGACCCCCUGGCCCAGACUGCCCGAAUGUAUGAAUAUGCAGGGUUGAAAUUCUUGCCCCAGCUCCAGACCUGGGUGCACAACAUCACUCGAGGCAAGGGCAUGGGUGAGCAUGCCUUCCACACAAAUGCCAGGAAUGCCCUCAAUGUCUCUCAGGCCUGGCGCUGGUCCUUGCCUUAUGAAAAGGUUUCUCGGCUUCAGAAAGUCUGCAGGAAUACCAUGAAUUUGCUGGGCUAUCACCUUGUCACAUCUGAGCAAGAGCAGAAAAACCUGUCGCUGAAUCUUCUGUCUACCUGGAGCCCCUCUGAGCAAGUCUACCAAGAGGUUGAGGAGGCUCUGUCUCCACCUGGCACCAACUUCAGCCACGUUAACUGA